Molecule: messenger RNA, 856 nt
Organism: Ziziphus jujuba (common jujube)
Lineage: Eukaryota; Viridiplantae; Streptophyta; Magnoliopsida; Rosales; Rhamnaceae
Exons: 3
Coding region: 150-521 (123 amino acids)
Source: RefSeq, a predicted model, not a curated record
ACGUCACGAGAAAUGGACAUCAAAGAGUGGGUCCAACGACGUGGCGAGAUCAGAUCGGGAUCUUCCAAAAAUCGUUGAUUAGAUACGCUAGAAUGAAGAGUAGCUGAGAGAGAGGUGGAGGUGGCAGAGUAGCGGUAGGAAGAAAUAGAAUGGCAAUGGCAAUGGCGGCUGCAGCGGCCGUGGCAAGGCCAACAUCGCGAAUACUUCUCACCACACAAAAAUCUCGGUGGGUUUUUACUCCUUUGGCUUUUUCUUCUUCUUCCUCUGCUUUGCCAUCAAGAAAGCUCGUCCUUUACUCAAAGCCCGGUUGCUGUUUGUGCGAUGGCCUCAAAGAGAAACUUCAGGCUGCUUUUUUGCUCUCUGGCCCUGAUUCCCUUCACGACGUUGAUCUACAGAUAAGGGAUAUUACCAGCAAUCCUGAGUGGGAAAGAGCUUACCAAUAUGAGAUACCAGUGUUGGCGAAAGUGCUUUCCGAUGGCACAGAGUUUUUGGUUAAACAGGCGCACCUAACACAUAAAUAGUUUCAUCUGGUUUGAUGAUUUAAUCACAAGGAUUCAUUUCAGGAAUACUAGUGCAUCUUUUGACCAAUCAAGGACAAGUUAUCAUAGAUAUUGAACAAGCAUGUAGGUUUGUUGUCAGCUCCCACAAGCAAUGGGAAGUUCACUACUUCACUCUCCCCUUCCAUUUGAUAGGCAUUUUGUAGUUCUGGCAAACAAACCAAAAUUAUAAUAAACUAUAGCAGCCUCUAGCCUUUCUAUAUGCGUUGAAUAUGGCAGCCACUACAGCCACUACCUUAAAACCCUGUAGUUCUGUUUUGUUCAUCUGGAAUGUAAUUGACACAAUUCAUUUUCUUUCA